Molecule: messenger RNA, 1861 nt
Organism: Thrips palmi
Lineage: Eukaryota; Metazoa; Arthropoda; Insecta; Thysanoptera; Thripidae
Product: GTP-binding protein SAR1b-like
Exons: 1
Coding region: 153-734 (193 amino acids)
Biological process (GO): vesicle organization; endoplasmic reticulum to Golgi vesicle-mediated transport; membrane organization
Cellular component (GO): endoplasmic reticulum exit site; COPII vesicle coat
Molecular function (GO): GTPase activity; GTP binding
Source: RefSeq, a predicted model, not a curated record
GGCAGUGGCCAGAAAUCUGACGUGGAUUUGAGCGAGUGGCAGAGCGCCGUCUGUCUGUGUAUCCUCGCCCAAGCAGACGGCAGCGUCUCCGUACGUCAAAAAAGAGGCCUUUUCUUCGGAAGUUCGCAAGUUCCGUCGCAACCCCUUCGACAAUGUUUCUCUGGGAUUGGGUUACCGGUGUACUGGGCUACCUGGGCCUGUACAAGAAGUCCGGCAAGCUGUUGUUCCUGGGGCUGGACAACGCUGGUAAGACAACUCUGCUUCACAUGCUCAAGGAUGACCGCUUGGCACAGCACGUCCCGACUCUGCACCCUACAUCCGAGGAGCUUUCUAUCGGCAACAUGCGCUUCACCACCUUCGACUUGGGCGGUCAUCACCAAGCCCGCCGCGUCUGGAGAGACUACUUCCCCGCCGUGGACGCGAUCGUGUUCCUGGUGGACGCCUGCGACCGGGACCGCUUCGUCGAGAGCAAGAAGGAGAUGGAUGGGCUGCUGACAGACGAACAGCUGAGCAACUGCCCCGUGUUGAUCCUGGGCAACAAGAUCGACAGGCCGAACGCAGCCUCGGAGGAUGAGCUGCGCCACUACUUCGAGUUGUACAACAAGACGACCGGCAAGGGCAAGGUGGCCCGGGCCGACCUGAGGGACAGGCCCCUCGAGUUGUUUAUGUGCUCUGUGCUCAAGCGCCAGGGGUAUGGUGAGGGCUUCCGCUGGCUAGCUCAGUACAUCGACUGAAAGUGCUGACCAAAGUGACGAUGGGCCUGGGACUAUACUGGUGUGCAUCGAUUGUGUUAUGUCAUUGAUGUGUUGUUUGCAAAACGAAUAGGAAUCGUGGAGAAUGCAGUUUGACCGCUGCUUUGAAGAACUGUCGCAAGAUUCCAAUGCUUCCAGAUACAAUUUUGCUGGAGUUAUUUUGCCAGAGAGAAAAUUAAUGAAUUAAUUGAUAUUGAUCUGAUGUUAAGAAUGAUAUAAUCUUAAACAUUUCAGAAUCAGACGAGAAAAUGUAUUUUUCUAAAUAUUGGCUGAGUAAUGAAAUUGCUCAAGUUUAUCUUGCUACAAACAUUUUGAAAAAUUCCUGUUUAAUUCUCUGAAAUCGAAAAAAAUUGCACAUUCUCACUCUUUCAGACUGAAAUUUGUAUGUCUUCUGUGAUCCUGUUAUAUGAGGCCUAUUUAAAUACUUGAUUUCAUGGAGCUCCUUUAAGGUUUUUCUAAAUCUGUUUAUAGUUCGUCUCCCUUUUUUGUUUUCAACCUUGCUUCUUUCUGCCUUGUUUACGUCAAAAUUUCAGAUCCCCUUACAAAGAAGGGUUUGAUAAUGCAAUCAGAUACUACUUUUGAUAAUUUCUGUUAAGUAUGUUUGGGUACCAACUCAAAGUGCCAUUUUCAUAUCAUUGCUUUGUUUUUAUGUCUUCACAUUCUACCUAUGGCUGUACGUUGACUUCUCUAUUUAUUGAACGACUUAUUUCCUUUUUUAAACCAUUCCAAUUAGUUAAGUCCAAAUCUGUCUGAGACAAUACAUUCAGGAAAACAACCAUAAUCAUCCAUGGGUAUUGAGGCUAUGUACUAACUGUAUAUUGCUGAACCCGUAUAUAAAGAAGUGCAGCUCAGUUGGUGAUGUACAUGUGUCAGACUCCAGGUUUUUAUUGUUAAUAUUUAGAAUUGCUUGUUUGGGCAGGAUAAUCCUGCCUCUGACUCUGUAUAUAAGGUUGUGAAGCUGUUGCUUAACUGUAACUCCUGCAUUUGUGUCAAACAAUGUCUUAAUCCUUUCUUAAGACGUCAUGUUCUGUGAUCAAGUAAUUUCAGGUGUAAUCCCAAAAGUGAAAUGAUGCUUCUUUUAUAGUUAAAUAUUAUAUAAAUUUUAAUUA